This is a messenger RNA of Eutrema salsugineum, 1748 nucleotides long. RefSeq names its product DEAD-box ATP-dependent RNA helicase 41. The record is from RefSeq and is a predicted model, not a curated record. Bases 179 to 1687 code for a protein of 502 amino acids. Lineage: Eukaryota; Viridiplantae; Streptophyta; Magnoliopsida; Brassicales; Brassicaceae. Gene Ontology annotation, molecular function: ATP binding; nucleic acid binding; RNA helicase activity. The transcript is spliced from 3 exons.
AUCAUUACUCCAAACAUCUUUGCGGGCCCAGUUGUCUGAUUCUGGUUCUUCUUCCUCUUCAUCUUCCUCUUCCUAGCGAGCGAUUGAUCAACCCACCUUACGACCGGAAAAUUCUUCUGUUUGCGAGCGAAUACGUAUUGAAGCUGGCUGGAUUCUCUGAAUAAAUCAUCUUACGAUUAUGAACGAGGAAGGCCGCAUCCCGCACCUCCCUGAUGGUAUCAAACAAAAGUCUAUAGAUCAAAGACCCCCUCUUCUCGGGGAGCCUAUAUGUGUUAUCUGCGGUCGUUACGGUGAGUACAUUUGUGACGAGAGCAAUGAUGACAUCUGCAGCCUCCAGUGUAAGCAAACUGUCUUGACAAGGGUUGACAACACUAGAGUGUUUCCUGCCACAGAUGAGUGUUUCUAUGUUAGAGAACCAGGAUCUUCUUUCACCGAUGCUCAACUGCUUAGAAGCAAGCUUGACAUUCAUGUCCAAGGAGCACUAGUCCCUCCUCCUGUCUUGACUUUCAGUUCAUGUGGCCUUCCUCCUAAGCUUCUUCUCAACUUAGAAACGGCUGGAUAUGACUUUCCCACUCCUAUCCAGAUGCAAGCAAUUCCAGCUGCAUUAAGCGGCAAAAGUCUGCUCGCUUCAGCAGACACAGGCUCCGGGAAGACGGCUUCAUUUCUUGUUCCUAUUGUUUCUCGUUGUACAAGGUAUCGCUCUGAGCAUCCCUCAGACCAAAAGAGCCCAUUGGCUAUGGUUUUGGCUCCGACUAGAGAGCUCUGCGUCCAAGUUGAAUAUCAGGCAAAGAUGCUCGGAAAGGGACUGCCAUUUAAGACUGCACUCGUUGUUGGUGGUGAUCCCAUGUCUGGACAACUCUACCGCAUUCAGCAAGGUGUGGAAUUAAUCAUUGGUACCCCAGGUCGGUUUGUGGACCUUCUAACAAAGCACGCCAUCAAAUUAGAUAGUAUUACGAUGUUUGUGCUGGACGAGGUUGACUGCCUGCUUCAGAGAGGCUUCAGGGAUCAGGUGAUGCAGAUAUUUUGGGCCUUACCGCAACCACAGGUCUUGCUGUUCUCUGCCACACUCUCAAGAGAGGUGGAGAAGGUGGGAGGGUCUCUAGCGAAGGAAAUGGUUUUGGUAACCAUCGGUAAAUCCAACAGACCUAACAAGGCUGUCAACCAAUUAGCUAUCUGGGUUGAUGCAAAGCAAAAGAAACAGAAGCUCUUUGAGAUACUUAGAAGUCAAAACCAUUUCAAGCCCCCAGCUGUUGUCUAUGUGAGUUCGAGAGUUGGAGCAGAUCUCUUGGCUAAUGCGAUAACUGUGGUCACCGGAAUAAAAGCUCUCUCGAUCCAUGGGGAGAAGCCAAUGAAGGAGAGAAGAGAUGUAAUGGGUUCGUUUUUGGGUGGAGAGGUGCCUGUUCUUGUAUCAACUGGAGUUCUAGGCCGAGGUGUUGACCUCUUGGUGGUAAGGCAGGUAAUAGUGUUUGACAUGCCUAAUACCAUCAAGGAGUACAUACAUGUAAUUGGCAGGGCCUCUAGGAUGGGGGACCAGGGCAGUGCCAUUUUGUUUGUGAAUGAGGACAGCAGAAAUCUAUUCCCUGAUUUGGCUGCGGCUUUAAAAAGUUGUGGAGCAGCCAUACCUAAGGAACUUAUCAAUUUUACAUCCAAGGAAAUGCACAACAAGAAGAGGAGGGUUGGUUACUGAAUUGUAUGACCUCGAUCCGAAUGUAUAUUUUAAAGAAAGAAAUGAAGACUUGAGAUGUUAA